UACGUUGUUGGGAAAAAUCAUUGUCAUCAACAUCAUCCAUCAAAAUCAUGCCAUUGUCUGUCAGAAAUGCAUCAUAACGACUUUUCUUUUGUGUGUUUGUGUGUGUAUUGUGUAGCAGUAAAACCACAAGAAGAAAAACACGCCUCUUCCAAGACACGAGCAGCGGCUUGUAGUCUAAUGACCGAGCCGGCCCUGAACGCCUCGUCGUCAUCAGCGGACCUGCAGCGGCACCGGUCCGGACCAGCGAGACAUGGGAAGCGGCGAAAGCAAACUUGACUUCAGGAAGGCUGUGAUCCACCUCACCAGCACCACUCAGCCCGUGGAAGCGUCAGACGAUGUCUUCUGGGAGCAGUUCUGGGCCGACCCGUCCACCUCGGUCCAGGACAUCUUUGCUUUGGUUCCGGCGGCCGAGAUCCGAGCGCUGAGAGAAGAGUCGCCGUCCAACCUGGCAACCCUGUGCUACAAGGCCGUGGAGAAGUUGGGCCGGGCGGCGGUUCGCGGUUGCCCGUCGGAGCGCGAGCGUGCCGCGGUCCUCAACUGCGCCCGUCUGUUGACCCGCGUGCUGCCGUUCAUCUACGAGGACGCCGACUGGCGAGGGUUCUUCUGGUCCAGCCUGCCCGGCGCCCAGAACCAGCGUUGCCGUGACGACAAGGACUCAGACGGCGGGCGCCCCCUGGCCGAGUCGCUGCUCCUCGCCGCGGCCGACCUUCUCUUCUGUCCCGACUUCUCCGUGCAAAGCCGCAAGCGCAGGGGGCAGGAAGCGGUCGAGGUCGCGGACACGGUGGACAGCUGCGAGUUGAUCUGGGAGGCGGGCGUGGGUUUCGCCCAAUCGCCUGCGCCCAAUUCGGCCCAUGACAGCAACAGGGCGGAGCUUCUCAAGCUGCUGCUGACGUGCUUCUCGGAGGUUCUGUACCUGGCGCCCACCGACCACCACGUCAACCCCUGGGUGCUCUUCUUCUGCUCCGCCUCCAACAGACACGCCCUCCCUCUGUUCACGUCGCUGCUGAACGUGGUGUGCGCCUACGAUCCUUCGGGCUCAGGCUUCCCGUACAACCACCUGCUGUUCUCGGACCGGCGGCAGAUCCUGGUGGUGCAAGCGCUUCAGGUUCUCAUCGUCACUCUGGAGCGGCGCGGACCGCACGCCGCCCCCGCCGCCGACGGCCUCCACGCCUCGGCGCCCUCAGCGGGGGAUGAGACUGAUUCCAGUGGGCCCGAAAACCAGUUUGUCAACUUCCUGUCCAGGAUCCACCGAGAAGAGGACCUGAGCUUCAUCCUGAAAGGUCUGAGCCGGCUCCUCAACAACCCUCUGGUGCAGACCUACCUGCCAAACUCUGCCAAGAAGAUCUCCUUCCACCAGGAGAUCCUCAUCCUCUUCUGGAAGCUUUGCGACUUCAACAAGAAAUUCCUCUACUUCGUGCUGAAGAGCAGCGACGUUCUGGACGUGCUGGUCCCCAUCCUGUUUUUCCUCAACGAAGCCCGCGCCGAUCCGUCUGGCGUGGGGCUGGUCCACAUGGGCGUCUUCAUCCUGCUUCUGCUGAGCGGCGAGAGGAACUUUGGCGUGCGCCUCAACAAACCCUUCACGCUGCGCGUCCCCACGGACGUCCCCGUCUUCAGCGGGACACACGCCGACCUGCUGCUCGUGAUCUUCCACAGGAUGAUGACCUGCGGACAUCGGCGUCUGCAGCCGCUCUACGACUGUCUGCUCACCGUCGUCGUCAACGUGUCUCCGUACCUGAAGGGUUUGUCCAUGGUGUCGGCCAACAAGCUUCUGCACCUUCUGGAGGUUUUCUCCCCGCCGUGGUUCCUUUUCUCGGCCCCGCGCAACCACCAGCUCGUCUUCUUCCUGCUGGAGGUCUUCAACAACAUCAUCCAGUACCAGUUUGACGGUCAGCAAACCCCAGCAGACCCUCGACCGAGUCCCGCACGCACAUACACGCGCACACCUCGGCCAAAGCGGCGCAGACCCCCGACCCGUUGUGCCUUGGCCCUCCUCGCAGGUAACAGCAACCUGGUCUACUCCCUUAUCCGGAGGAGGAACCUUUUCCAGCAGCUGGCCAACCUCGGGGCCGACGCGGCGUCCAUCCACAAGGCUCUGCUGUACAAGACGAAGAAGAAGAAGAAAAAGAACGCCGGCCCUUCCCAGAGUGACCGGGCCGACGCGGAAUCCCGCCCGAGACCCGGACCGGAUGAGCCGGCCGGGCCGGGCGCCCCGGAGGCCACCCCGGGCCCAGGGAUGCGCAAGAUCACCCAGAAGUCUCGAGCGAGUCACGGCGGCGCGGCCGUCGCGGACCCCCCGCAGACCGCCGUGGACGGCGCCAGCGACACCGAGUCCAACUCAGAGAGGGACCACGAGGACAACCAGACGGAGAGCGAAGCCGCAACCGGCCUUCCCGGCACCUCGUCGGCUUCGCCCCCCUGGACCGCCACGCCGGACUGGGUGUUGUCGUGGAAGUCCAAACUUCCUCUGCAGACCAUCAUGCGACUUCUGCAGGUUCUGGUCCCUCAGGUGGAGAAGAUCUGCAUCGACAAGGCUCUGACCGACGAGUCUGAAAUCCUGAAGUUCCUCCAGCGUGGGACUCUGGUGGGCCUCCUGCCCGUGCCGCAUCCCAUCCUGAUCCGCAAGUACCAUGCCAACGCCGCCACGUCCUCGUGGUUCCGCGCGUACACGUGGGGCGUCCUCUACUUGCGCAACCUGGAUCCUCCCAUCUGGUACGACACCGACAUCCGACUCUUUGAGAUCCAAAGGAUUUAAAGCAGCUUUUUUCCUUUUCUUUCUGAGAAGACGUCGUCGUCGUCGUCGUCGUCGUCAUCUUCGUCUUCAUGAGAAUGCGUUCGCUCGCUGUGAAACGAUUCUGCUGAAAAAGACCAAAUGGUCUUGAAAUAAAAUGUCAUGAACCCAAAA
Phyllopteryx taeniolatus (common seadragon) is the source of this 2902-nucleotide messenger RNA. Its product is annotated as protein HID1-like. Gene Ontology annotation, cellular component: membrane; Golgi medial cisterna; Golgi trans cisterna. The transcript has 18 exons. NCBI's taxonomy places the organism in Eukaryota, Metazoa, Chordata, Actinopteri, Syngnathiformes, Syngnathidae. Bases 251 to 2752 code for a protein of 833 amino acids. The record is from RefSeq and is a predicted model, not a curated record.